AUGGCAUCCGAACACCGCGUUGGGGCGCCUCAUAUCAGCAAGUCAUUGGCAAAGGAACAAACCGACGGUGAGGCUCAGCGCAAAGCUCAUGCUCAACAGCUUCGCGAGCAAGGUCAUUGUGAUAAAACCAACUCACCUCUUCUCCACCUCCCUGCCGAGAUUAGAAACAUGGUCUUCGAACAUGUCUUCGUCAACCGCGUUAUCCACUUGGACGCAUACCGCGAUAGGCCCUUAUCCAUUCCAGACAUCUAUAUCUACAAUAGACUGGCCGAUGUUGGGUUGAGUCUACUUUUCGCAUCUCGCCAGCUUCAUACAGAAAUAGCCUUGCUUCCGUACAAGCUAUGUACGAUGCGACUUCACGGAGAUUGGAGGAUAGCAGGAGUCGAUGAAUCGCGGCUCCUUGUCAGAUGUUUCUUGAGGAGGCGAACGAAGGAACAAGUGGAAGUCAUUAGUGAUUUGGCAUUUCGGGUGUUUGAUGAGCAAGAUGAUGAGUACAAACUUCUCCGUGGGACAGGAUCAUACUGGGUUGAGUGGCUGAAUAGCGAUGAGGAUGGACAGUGGCUGGACGAAUUUCUCGGUUUCAAGAAAUAG
Alternaria alternata is the source of this 591-nucleotide messenger RNA. RefSeq lists its product as hypothetical. Bases 1 to 591 code for a protein of 196 amino acids. The transcript has 2 exons. NCBI's taxonomy places the organism in Eukaryota, Fungi, Ascomycota, Dothideomycetes, Pleosporales, Pleosporaceae. The record is from RefSeq and is a predicted model, not a curated record.